UCAUCAAAACUUGUACACAUUUGAAUGUCGCAUCUGUCAGGGAAAUUGAAAACCUUUCAACAAACUAGCUAACCACAAACCCAUCAUGGAUUAUAAACAUGACAGUUAACAAGAAAUGAAUGCCUUAAAGUUUUAUCUAUCAACUUCCAAGUAUGUCAUGCAAGCAAACUUCGCUGAUCGUGAUUCAUGGAGCGAACUGUAUCGAUAUCUCCCAUAUUUACGUCAGGCGUUGUCAUGUUGUGUGUGUAGAAACAUAGUUAAAAUCCCGAUGGGACCUAGUCAUAAAGUAUGCCAGCACUUCGUUUGCAAGGAAUGUGUCGAAAAACCAAUGACAAUUAAGCCACAAUGUAGUUGGUGUAAAAAACGAGAAAGUUUUGAAGAAUCAACCCAACUUCGAAUGGUUGUUUCUUGUUUUAAGAAAAUUUGUGAAUAUGUUAUGAGCUCUCCUAUUGGCACGGACCUCCAAGAGCAGGCACACAAUGGAGAAACAAAUUCUUUAGUUACAAUAUUGGAAGAAGGUGUUGAUUUUGAGGAUGAUUAUCAGUCACCACCAGUGAUCCCCAUUACAAUGCCUUCCCAGGUUCCAACAUCCACAGUAGAGCAACCAGCAGAAUCAGAAACAGAUUCAAAGGACAAACCUAUGAAAAGUAAAUCAAAGCUGAACAUUCAGCCCAAAAUAAAAAUGGAUAUAGAAAAGAAAUCACACAGAAAAAAAAUCAGACUAAAAAAAUAUAAAUGGUAUACAAAACCUAAAAAGAAAGUACCACUUAAGAGAAAUAACAUAAAGAAUUCAAAACUUUCUCAACGUAAUGAAAAUUUUGUCAAUGUUAUACCAUCUAGUGAAAUAAAAUAUGAGAUAAAGAGGGAAAGCAUAGAUGAGGGUCGACCAAAAUUAAAAGUUAAACUUCGAGCAAAGAAAGUUGACAAGUUCAAUGACACAAGAUUUGGCAGUGAUUGUGAAACCCUGAAGGGAAAUUUUGAUGAUACUGUGAAGGUUGACAAGUGUACAAGUAUAGAACCCUCAAUAAAGAAAUUAAAAUUGAUAUUUGGUGAAAAUGAAUUCAAAGUUUGCAAAUGUGGAAGAGGAGGAACUUCAAGUCAACUAACAUGUCUCGGUCAAAGAUGUCCAUGUUAUGUGAAGAAGUUGCCCUGUAUCAGGUGUAAAUGUAGAGGCUGUAGAAAUCCAAGGAAAUCUUUUGACUCUGAUACAGACCAAACUCUAAGGUCUUUCAAUUCUUCAGACCAUUUAUUUGUCUCCCUUUAGCAUGUUUAGCAAAUGUCUAUUUUUUUUUAAAAAAAAUUAUGAUUUUCAUUUUAUACACAUUGUAGUACUAUCAAGCAAAUGCUGUACUCAAUAACCUAAGGAAAUUCUGAUAUGUUCUUGAACAUAAACAGUCAGCAAAAUGUACAUUUUUGCUAAAAUUUGAAACCGAAUUUGAUCAGCUCCUGGCUAAAGUACAUGUUUGUGAUGGAAAUAUUUUAAAUGCAAUUAUAAUGAGCUAUAUUAGCAUGAGUAGAAAGUAAUUCAUUUCAACUCAUUUGAUAAUUUCUUUGGAUCUUUAAAAAAUAAUAUAUAAUGAUUGAUUAAAUAUUACAAGAAAAUAAACAUUUUUGAUGAUUGGGACUUUCAAGGAAUUGGGAACAUAUCAGAAUCAACCGUAGUUAACAGAGGAUCUAAAAAAAAACAUAUAUACUUUAGCAAAUUUGUUCUUUGCUCCACUUUUUUGAAUUGUGCAACAUGUUUAAAAAAAAACAACUGUGUGGUCAUACAUGUACAUGUAAAAAUUAUAUCUCCUGUCAAUGUUCAGAAUAUUUGGUCAAUUAAGACUGACUGAAUGGACAGGAAAGGAAAAACUUAACUUGAUACUGACUUUACAUUAUGUGUUGUUGAAGGCCACAGUUUAUACCUUCUACAUCAUACUUGUCUCAUAGGGGAUCAUACCACAUCUCAUUAUUUUUAUAUUUUGAGACAAACUUGUAAAGGGAGAUAAUAAUUUCAUAUUAAACUUUGAUUUAUCUCUCUUUACUUGACAGACACAAACUACAUGUAUGUAUCUUUAUAGAGGCUAUCUAUUCAUUGUAAUGACUCAGAUGUUUAAGAGAAUUCUGGGAAAAGAAAAGUGGGGUUGUCUAAAAUUAGCUAUUGGUAAAUAUCUAAAAAAAAAAUAGUUCUUAACAAAUAAUUAAAUUUUUAAUAUGUUACACAGCUUCUGGUCAAUUGUCUGUUGAAUGAUCAUGAUUAUGUCAUAUGUAAAUACACACUUAUACAUUUGUACAAAUUGUCUUUCAAUACAUUUCAGAAUUGUCCAUCUAUUUAUAGCAUUUUGACUUUUCUUUUAUAUUGUACUUCAUUUGUGGUUAAAAGUAAAUUAACAAAUUAACUCCAAAGAUAAUUCAAAACGGAAAGUCCCUUAUCAAAUGGCAAAAUCAAAAGCUCAAACACAUCAAAUGAAUGGAAAACAACUGUCGUAUUUCUGACUUGGUACAGGCGUUUCCUUAUGUAGAAAAUGGUGGAUUAAACCUGGUUUUAUAGCUAGCUAAACCUCUCACUUGAAUGACAGUUGCAUAAAAAGAUUAAGACAUCAUAAUACAUUUGAAAUUUCAGGUAGAAUAGGAGUAUAACAUUCCAUGAAAGGAUUUUUUGUUAACUAGACAACAAUUCUACACUGAGUGAUAAUUAAGGGCAGCAACAUACUCCGAUACCACUUCUAGUCUUCAGGUAUUCUUCAGAUUUGUAAAGGAAAAUAUAUAUAAAGGUCUAAUAUAGAACGACCCUUUAAAUAGGCUAACAAACAGCCUAAUAAACCAUGAUAACAUAUUAAAUGUAAAAGAUAUUAGAUGCAACAGAUUAUGGUGUAAAUACAUAAAAAUAUUAGUUAAGUAGCUUUCUAGUUGUUUAGAUUUAUUUAGAAAAUAUUAGGGCAUAUGAAGUAAUUGUUAAAUUUGUUAAUAAGGUCAAUAAAGAUUAGAUUUACUGUUCUCGGGCCAACUCAUACGAUAUGCUUUUUCAGCUGCCAGAAUGUGGUUUUAUAUCUUGUAAAAAAUAUUUGAAUUCUUGUUCAACAUAUGUAAUAUAUGUUUUUUAAAUAACAAUUGAGGGGUCCUGAAGACUUAAUUCAGAAAUUAUUCAUAAUUGCGAGGUUUUUAUUAAUGCGAAUAUUGCAAAUGGUUGAGUAUUGCAAUAAUAAGAACUCGCAUGCUGAUGUCAGAUACAUACAUAUGUAUUCAGCUUUACUUAAAAUCGCAAUAAUUAAUCUUGCAUUUUGUUCAUUCUUCGGAAAUCGCAAUGAUAAAUGCAUGCAAUAAUUUCUAAAUUUACAUUAAAUCAGUUCAAUCACUCGAAUGUUUUUACUCAUUGUUCUGACAAAGAUUAUAUCAUGUUAAUAUAAGCAUUAGAUUGGAAAAUUAAUUCAAAUAUAGAAUUUUGAAGAAGCCUUUAUGUCGUUGUUGUCAAUUAGGAUUAAACAUCAAUUUGCGCAUUCUAUUAAGAACAAGUCAUGAAUGUCGAGAUUUAAUGACUUUUGACCAAAAUUAUCAUCUAUCUACCAAUGAAAGGAAAGGAAAAAUUAUCUUUCUUACUCCUCUGGUUUCAAAAAAUGGCCUGAGAACCAUAAAAUUAAUUUUGUGUUGCCUAAUUUAUUUCUUUUUGAUUGUUUAGAAUUGUAAAUACUGUGUACAUGUACAAUACAUGAAAAUGCACUUGUUGAUUUUAGUUUUUUAUGUUAACAUUUUAGAUCUGAAAUGAAAUGCUCAUUUAUUGUGAAUGUUGUUUUGCCCUAUCAUUAAAUUGAAUAUUAAUCAUGUUAAUAUACAACUGUUAAUGCAGAAUUUAUCAAGAGCUUCUGAAAUCAUGUUAAAAAAAUCAAAAAGAGGUUUUAAACUGACUCUCACAUGUAUCAUAUAUAUUAAUGAUAAGAAACUUUUAAUACUAUAAACAAAUGUAUAUCAUUAUUGGUAUUAAAAGCUUAUAAAUCCUUUACAUUUAUCAUGUAUUCAGUAAAAAUCAGUCAACUAAUUUAGUUUUGUAUCUUUUGAUGCUACAGCUAAAUUUUGUCCUGAGAGAAUACUUGAUUGUUACUGCAUCUAGAAAUGAUUGAUAUUAAACUCCCUUUUCAUAUAAUGGAAGUGUGCAACAAAAACCUUCACAACUAGCUCCUGUACUUUUGUGAAAAAAUAAUUUGGGAAUUAGCUUAUGGACUUUUAUUUGUAAGACCUUACUCUUGCAGUAACAGCUUCCUUUGAAAUUGUUUCUAAGAGGAAAGUUAUUUAUCACACCAUUCAUGUAAUUAUCUUUUAGAAAUCUGAAAUUCAUAAGUAAAAGACUCAAUAUCUAAAAAGUGAAACAAGAAGCUAAAGGAAAAAAAAAAACUAAAUGAUUUAGGUUAUUAAUUAAAAAAAAUUAUUAAUAUGUAUCAAAAGUGAAUCAAUAAUUAUUCAAAUUUAUAUACUGUCAUGAGAAAGGAAUUUUAAUUUUAAUUACAAUGUAUUACCUGUAUUUAAAUUUUGUCACAUUAUAGUGCUUGUUCAUCGUUAAUUUGGCCAUGCAUUUUAAAUCAUGUCAUUGUUAUACUAUACGUUAAUUAGCAUUGUACUUAAAUGUUAUUAAUGGUUGUUACUACCGGUAGUUCUCUUGUUAUUUCCCUGUAUGUUAUCCCAUUAAAGUGCAGUUUCAAAAUA
This is a messenger RNA of Mytilus californianus (California mussel), 4677 nucleotides long. RefSeq names its product E3 ubiquitin-protein ligase MSL2-like. The transcript has a single exon. The coding region runs from base 116 to 1264 and encodes 382 amino acids. Gene Ontology annotation, cellular component: MSL complex. Lineage: Eukaryota; Metazoa; Mollusca; Bivalvia; Mytilida; Mytilidae. The record is from RefSeq and is a predicted model, not a curated record. Gene Ontology annotation, molecular function: ubiquitin protein ligase activity.